AUGGAAGUCCAAGACCAACUGAAGAGCGACUGGAGCCGGUAUUUUUGCAAUCAGUCACCAAUGGAGAUCGAUACAAGUGCAAACUACUGUCUUCUCUGCAGUGAUCUGAGAAGCAACUCUGUAAAGCUGGAGAGCAGUUCAGAUCCAUACAGCAGCACCUGGACCGACACUGAGCCAGCAAGGUUUAAGAGUUGCAACAGUCGGUCGUUUGCCAUGGAUGCAAGGAUAAGACUAGACCAUUUGAAGUCAGGGUGUAAGUCCCCCUCACCUUGCUGUGCCAUGGAUGGGCCAUUGUACAACUAUAACUGUCAAAAAGACAUCUUGGACACUGAGCCAAAAGAAGAAGAGUCUGCUCUGGACUUGGUAGAGCUCCUUGAUGUAGACGAUGAUGAGCAGGAUGAAGAGAGCUGGUUAUAUGAGUCUCCAAAGAAGCAGGUGACUGUGGAGAAAACAGAGUCUGCUCUCACAUGGUGUCGACAUGUCCUAGACAACCCCAGUCCUGAGAUGGAGGCAGCAUGUCGUCUGCUGAUAAAUAGGCUUGAUGAAAGAUCAAGCAGUCACUUCUACAGACGUCCUGCAGUUUUUCAUCAUACUGACACUGUUUGCUCUUUUAUGGACAAAUCAUCUGUCAACACGACACGGCACACCUCUGACAGUUUAGAUAACAGUGAUCUGAGCAACUCCCAUGACUCCAUCAACACAAACUACAGACUGGAUGACAUCACAGAUGUCCACAUUAUGGCUCGUAUACAGGAGGCCAGUUUACGACAAGACUAUGUUUCUACGCCUGCUGCUGCUUCACCUUGGAGAAGCCCUGAGUCACCAGCGAUGCUUCCGUGUUAUUUUAACACCACAUUAGAAAAUGUUGAUGACUUCACUCCAGGAAAUAAAACUGAGGUUUCAUCUUCCUCUCGCUGGCAGCCUGCUCGGUUGUCACUGAGCUCUUCCUCUUCCUCACCAACAUCAGCUGCUGAGCAGAACUGCCAAAGCCCAAACCUGGCCAGACUUCACCAGCAAGUCACCCAGUUCAAGCUGCUUAAACUCGCUCAGAAUCAAGGCAGGACCAGGUCGCCUGCACGGACCAGCCUCCGCUCCCUCCAGGCUGUUAGGAACAGCCGAAGUUUAGACACAGACAGCUGCCACCCUGCUGAUGAAAUAGUUCAUCCUCCAUCAGGUGUAUCAUCUACCAGAAUGGGGUCAAGUCACUGGUCUCCAUCACUUUCUGCAGCAUCCAUGAACUCCAGUGUUUUGUUGCAAUCGGUGAGAGACUCCUCAGUCCGGGUCCCAGCCAUGAAGAGACUGCAGAGGUCUCAGUCUCUCAGCCCCUGCAGGAUUCCUCACCCUGCUAAAGGAUACCUGUCUGUACAUGGACGUGUUUUUGCCUCACCUGAGAGGUCGACCGUUGUAGCUUGGGCCAGAAAUGCACCAUCCACUUAACGGUGAAAGAAGUCAACAGUGAAUCCCUGAGACGUAUUAUGAUGAAGUAUAAUUAAAACAUAAAGAAGUCCAUGUAAUAUUUUGUAAUAAUUGUAUGGUUGUUGAGUCUGCAUAAUCAUAUACAUAUCUUUACACUGUGAAGGAAUUAGAGUCUGCAUUACAAUCUUUUAUUUCAUGGCAUGUUGCUUUUGGGGGAAGAUAUUGUAUAUACGACAUUUGUGUGAACUUUUCAUGCCAGAGUGUGAAGCUGAAAGUGUUGCAUCCUGGAGGGGUGGAUUUUAUAUAACUAAGACCUCUGUUGUGUUGUCUGAACAAAAACCUAAAUAAUGUGAACUAUUAUAAGAGUGUGAAGUCAGAAGAAUGUAGAAAUGUCAGCAACCUUGUUCUGCUGAUAAACUGACCCGUCUGAGAUGCCCUUGAAUCAAUGACAGUGAAGACUAACGUUCCUUUCUGUGCUGCAGGACUCAGUACUGUAUGUUCUGUACUAUCAGUCAUUUUUCGAGCAUGCUGCACUCAAGCUCAAAUAAUUCUUAGGACGGAUCAUAUAAUGCGUCAACAGACGUAGUAGCACAAUGUGAUGAAUUGAAAGUUUAUCAGUGUAGGUCACAAACUGAUUUGCUUAGAUGUUGAUUUGAAUGUGGAAGUGCAGUUAUACUUUGCUUUAGAUUGCAGAAUGGGCUGUUUUCUGCAGAGCUGUUGCAACAGGAAGUGGGCCGCUUGCUGUCACGUAAGAGACACUAAACAGGUAACCUAUGCAUAAUAGGAAACUAGCUUGUUGCCAGGAAACAGAGGUACAGCUUCUUCUGAAUAUGUACUCAGUGUCAUUCACUUCUUCAGUGGAGGCUACAAUUUGUUGAUAAUUUGUGCUGAAAACAUGAUGUGGUUCAACACAACCAAUGGAUUUUCAGUUCAACUGUUUUCCAGAUCUUUUUUAAAAUUCAAAACUACCUGAAUCCUUCCAGAAGAGCAUUUUUAGCACUUGACAUUGAAUGAAGUGACUAUUAAAUGGGAAAUGCCUUUAGAUCUUUGUAUACAGCACAGGUUUAGUACAUGGUAUAAUUUGUCUCAGGGAAGCUACAUUUCUCUCAUGUUGCUACAUGUCAUGUAAGGUCCAAUACCGUGUUUACAUUGCUGUGGUUUUCAGCCUUUUCAGUCUUUUAUUCAUAGCAAAUCUAUCAGUCUGUUCAGUCUCUUUGAUACCUUGUCAUCUUUUUGUGCCUGAGUGGGAUCCAAUGAGCCGUACAUAGUGAACAAAUAAAGUGCUUAAGGAAUGACCUCUAUGUUCAAAUGUUUAUCAUAAUGAACUGGUGAAGAAAUGAGUGGAUUAAAGUAGCUGAGAUGACACAUUUGACGAAGAGGUUUUGCUCUUGUGUUUGCACUUUUGGGAGCCUGCUUAUUACCCUUCAUUACACAAAAAUAUCAAAAUGAAGUCAGUCGGUCCAAAAUAAUUUGAAACCGAGACAUUUCAUAGUGUGUAUACUGG
Messenger RNA from Seriola aureovittata, 2920 nucleotides. Its product is annotated as SLAIN motif-containing protein-like. Gene Ontology annotation, biological process: cytoplasmic microtubule organization; positive regulation of microtubule polymerization; microtubule nucleation. Bases 1 to 1437 code for a protein of 478 amino acids. NCBI's taxonomy places the organism in Eukaryota, Metazoa, Chordata, Actinopteri, Carangiformes, Carangidae. The record is from RefSeq and is a predicted model, not a curated record. The transcript has 7 exons. Gene Ontology annotation, cellular component: microtubule plus-end.